Molecule: messenger RNA, 1656 nt
Organism: Contarinia nasturtii (swede midge)
Lineage: Eukaryota; Metazoa; Arthropoda; Insecta; Diptera; Cecidomyiidae
Exons: 1
Source: RefSeq, a predicted model, not a curated record
AUGGUAGUAACGGCAAGGGCACUGUGUGACAAUGGAUCACAGGUAAAUUUAAUCACAACUUCUAUCGUGCAACAAUUACAACUCAAGACGACAUCAAGAAAAGUCACGUUCACAGGCAUUGGUGGCAAUACAUUGGGUUCAUCGAUCGGCGAAGUUAGGUUAAGAAUUAAAUUAAGGGAUGGAGGGUUUUUAACUGAAAAAUUUCAUGUGGUAAAAAGCAUAACCACAUAUCAGCCGAGGAACACAACUCCUAAAUGGAAUAAUUUGAGCGGAAAACUGGCUGACGAACAUUACACACAGCUAGGAAAAAUUAAUGUCCUUUGCGGGGUUGGAUUCUGGGUAAAAAUUUUGGAACCUAAGUUACUUAAGUCUAAGAAUAAUUUGACCAUUGCCCAAAAAACCAAAUUGGGUUAUGUAAUUUUUGAAUCAGAAAGGGAUCCAUAUGAGAAUGAGUCUCCAUAUAUUGGAUCCGUAUUAGAGAGUAAUUCUAUUAAAAAUUUAUUAGACCAAAUCAAAAAAUUUUGGGAGGUGGAGGAAAUUUCUUUGGAAAAGAAAAGAACACUUGAAGAAGAAAAGUGUGAGGAGAUCUUCAUAAGUGGACAUUCACGGGACAAAACAGGGAGAUACAUAGUGAGAAUGCCAUUUAAUGAAAAAAUCGAAAAAUUAGGACAUUCAAAGAAGAGUGCCCUCCAUCAAUUUUUCAAAAUGGAGUAUAAAAUGAAGAGGAAUACAGAAUUCGGGGAUAAAUAUCGAUUAUUCAUGCAAGAGUAUGAAGCACUGGGCCAUAUGCAACGCAUAUCAGAGAGGGAUGAAUCUGGUUAUUACACCCCACAUCAUGGCGUUCUAUCGUCGGAAAAAUUUCGCGUAGUAUUUAACGCAUCAUCCAAGACGUCAACGGGAGUUACUUUAAACGAGUGUCAAUUAACCGGAGAAAAAUUGCAACCAGACCUACAAAUGAUCCUGGUAAACUUUAGAAAGUAUCGAUAUGGUGUUACGGCCGAUAUCGAAAAGAUGUACAGACAAAUCCUAAUGCAUCCAGAUGACAGGAAGUACCAAAAGAUCCUCUGGAGAGCAAAGGAAGGAGAUCCAAUUGGCGUAUUCGAACUGAAGACAGUAACUUAUGGACAUACAUGUGCACCUCACUGUGCAAUUCGAACAUUGAUGCAAUGCGCAAUUGAUCAUGAGGCAAAAUAUCCAAGGGCUGCAAAAAUAGUUAAAACGUGUUUUUAUGUCGACGACCUUCUGGCUGGCGGAGACACCCUGGACGAAGUGAGGGACAUUAAAAAUGAAGUAACCGCACUACUGGGAUUGGGCAAAUUACCAAUAACAAAAUGGAAAACAAAUGGAAAAUUUGAGGAGAAACUCGAAAUCAAGGAGAAAGACCAAUCAUCAGUACUGGGUCUGUACUGGGAUAUGAAAACGGAUCGAUUUUCUUUCAAAUUUAAAGAAGAAAAGGAGGAAGAGUUAAUAUGGACCAAGCGAAAAAUAUUAUCAACUAUAGGGAAGCUGUAUGAUCCAAAUGGCUAUCUCGGUCCAGUCAUUAUGAGAGGAAAGAUGAUAAUACAACAGUUAUGGGCUGAUAAAAUGGAUUGGGAUAUGCAAAUUACAGGAGAAAUUGAAAAAAGUUGGAAACUAUUUAACAAUGAUCUGAAGAAC